Messenger RNA from Sardina pilchardus (European sardine), 3360 nucleotides. It is a transcript of the gene ccdc40, whose product is annotated as coiled-coil domain 40 molecular ruler complex subunit. Gene Ontology annotation, biological process: epithelial cilium movement involved in determination of left/right asymmetry; heart looping; axoneme assembly. The record is from RefSeq and is a predicted model, not a curated record. NCBI's taxonomy places the organism in Eukaryota, Metazoa, Chordata, Actinopteri, Clupeiformes, Clupeidae. The transcript is spliced from 19 exons. Bases 56 to 2986 code for a protein of 976 amino acids. Gene Ontology annotation, cellular component: cytoplasm; cilium.
CUCAUAGCAACCAAGGGACCACAGAUAAACACCGGAGCCUUGAGUGCAGUGAGCAAUGGAAGGUGGAAGUGAGGGAGGAGGUGAGGAGGUGAGAAUGACUCCCACAGAUGAGAAGACCAGUGGGCAGUCAGAUGCCCCUGACGCUGCAGAAGAUUCUGGAGUCACUGUUCCCAUCCCUGAGGGUGGCUCAGAGGAGCAGGCGGGCACCGAUCAGACCGUGUCCCACUCCCUCAUGGGAGCCAGUGGCACUGAGCUGGCACUUCUGGAGCCAAGUGGAUCAGACGGGAGUCAGCUGGUGCCCCUGCCCCCGUACCCCUCCGAGCACUUCUCAGAGAGCCAGGGAGAGGGCACCCAGCAGGGCUACAACGAGGAGGACGACGGAGAGGAGCUGAUGGUGCUGGAUCCAGAUCACCCAUUGAUGAAAAGGUUCCAGUCCGUUCUCAAGGAUCAUCUCUGUAAGCAACUAGAGAGACUCAAUAUGGAUCUACAAGAGAAGGUGGCGGUGGAGAAGAUGGAGGCGGCUGGGCGGGAGCGGCUGGGCGUGGAGCUGUACUCGGUGCAGCUGGAGCUGGCGCGGCUGCAGGCGCGGCUGGAGGAGCAGCACGAGGCCAACAUGCGCGCGGCCACGCAGCGCCGCCAGCACCAGCAGCAGCUGGAGCUCACCAGGGGACGCCACCACAGCACCAGCCACCAGGCCGCCAAGCAGCGCACGCGCGUGACGCAGCUGCAGACUGAGCUGGAGAGUGUGGCCACGCGCCUCCUCUACAUGCAGGAGGUGAGUGAUGACCUGCGCUCCGACAUCGCCGUCAUGAAGAACGCCUCCCGCAAGGCCCACACUGAGAAGACUCAAGCAGAGGAGCAGAAGUAUCAACAGGACCUGUAUGUGGAGCGGCUGACCAAGAACAUGGAGAAGCUGAACGAGGAGAUCUCCAUGUAUCAGGUGCAGGCUGGUGCCCAGUCGGAGGAGACCCAGGCUGCCAAGGAGGCCCUGGCUGAGGCUCAGAUGGAGAUGGAGGCUCUGGAGGUGGAGAAGAAGCAGCUGAUGCAGCAGUGGAACAGCAGCCUGCUCGGCAUGAGGAAGAGAGACGAGGCCUACACAGCCAUGCAGGAUGCUCUCAGCCAGGGCAGUCACGAGGUGCGUUCUCUGGACACGGAGAUCGACGGCUUCAAGAAGUCCAUCACGGCCGAGGAGGAGCGCAACGAGCUGCUGACCGUGCUGCUGAACCGCGCCCAGCUGGACAUGAGCACCUGGCGCAAACUCAUCAGCCAGAGCCAGGGCCAGCAGGAGGCGCUGCAGAGCCAGUACAGCACCUACACGCGCAUGCUGCACGAGAGCGAGGCCACCCAUGCACGCCUUAACGUGGAGUGUAAUGUGCGUCAGUCGGAGGUGAUGGGCCUGAGGAAGCAGGUGGAGAAGGAGUCGGCCACGCGGCUGACGCUGGAGGAGAGGAUCAUGGGUAAACUGCAGGAGCAGCUCACCCACGACAGCGCCGCCAAGUACUCCCGCAGACUCACCAGCAAGAUGGCCGCCCACAAGAGGGACCUGGUGGCGCAGCUGUCGUCGGUGGAGAACGACCUGGCCCAAGUGACCCUGGCGGCCAACGAGGCGAGCCAGCGCGUGGAGAACCUGGACCGGACGCUGGCCCAGCUGGAUCAGGAGAUCGCCCAGCGCCACGCCCUGCUGACGGCCAGCGAGGCCCAGAUCGCCAAGCAGGUCACCGUCAUCGAGCGCAAACAGGCCACCAUCAACGUCUACAACAAGAAGAUCCAGCAGAUCGUGGCCACCACUGGGCAUGAGGACCUGGGUCCCCUGGAGAUCCGGGCGAGCACCCUGAGUAAGGAGCUGGAGGAGGUGGGGGCCGAGAUCAAGGAGCAGCAGCAGUUCUGGCUGUGGCAGCAGGGGGAGCUGGUGAGGCUGUCUCAGGAGAAGCAGGCCCAGAGCUCAGCCCUGCACAGCCUCCAGACACAGCUCGUCAUACUGCAGCAGAGGAAAGUGCGCACCGAGAAUGAGAUUGAGCAGGAGCGGCGUGAGCAGUCGGAGCUGGAGCAGCACAUGAAGGGCCUGCGGGGCGACAUGCUGAAGCUCAACUCGCUGCUCAGCGACAACGGGCAGCUGCGCCAGGCUCUGGAGCAGGGCAACGUCCUCAUGGAGAACCAGUUCCUCAGCCGCCUCAAGGAGGCGGAGAGGGACGCCAUUGAGAAGCAGAUGAGGCUGGAGAAGAUUCAGGAGGAGAAGGAGAGACUGCUCAACAGCCUGGUGGAGGCAGAGAGACAGAUCAUGUUGUGGGACAAGAAGACCCAGCUGGUGAGGGAGACGCGCUCGGCUGUGGACUCUGAGAUUGGACAGGGGGACAUCCGAACCAUGAAGACCGAGAUCCACCGGAUGGAGGUGCGCUACGGUCAGCUGGUGAAGCAGCAGGAGCGUCUGCUGCGGGACAUGGAGGCGGUGGUGGCGCGGCGGGAGAGCAUCGUGCUGCGCAGUGAGGCCCAGGCGCGCAGCGACCGCCAGCACAGGCACACCACCAACACCGACCUCCACAACAUGCUGCAGGGCCUGCGCCGCAACAUCGCCCACACACACAAGCAAGCGGAGACGUGUGCGGGCGUGCUGCUGGAGCUGAAGGAGUCCCAGGGCUCUCUGGGCAGCAGGCUGAGGGAGAAGCAGCAGCAGGUCACCGAGCUCCGCAGCGCCAGCACCGUCCUGGCCGACGACCUCCACUACCUGCAGGACACCAAGGACAAGAACCUGGCGCGUCUGGUGGCCCUGCAGAGCCGGACCAAGCAGCUGCAGCUGGUGCGUGAGGGGCGCUACAGCGCGGUGGCGUCCGGCGAGGGCCCGCUGGCGUCGGCCACGCAGCGGGAGGAGGCGCGUCUGGUCAGCGUGGCCGCCGUCCUGCAGCGCGUCUGCCAGGAGCACCCGCAACACCAGGGGGCGCUGAGGCGCAUCACGCUGGCACUCAGCACCCACGUGCAGGAGAGCCAGUGAGGCAGGCCAGCGGAGGGGAGGAGGACGCAACUAGAGCUCAGGACAGGAGGGGGGGCGGUGGGGUUUGGGGCUUAGGAUCUUAGGGUAGCAGCCACAGUACAUCCAAGAUGUCUUUUAUUCAGGUAUUAAUGGGUCAGAGUUGAGGUUGAAGUCAAAGGUGGUGGUUUGGAGAGCAUACGAGUGGAUUAGGAGGGUUCUGGAGGUGGAUGUGUGGAUCAUGGAGCACCAGUGAUACCAGCAAUAAGUAUUUAGGCCUUAUCUGGUGGCAUUAAGAUUUCAGUGCUAUUUUCUUUGCCGUUAUAUAUUCAAUAUACAUUAAAUUAUAAUCUGUACUGAAUAAUAAUUCAAAAAAGUGUUGCAAAAAAUUGCUCUGA